AUGUCCUCAAAAGACAAGAUUAUUUACCGAUGUAUGGCAUGUUCCUUUGUCACUGAAAAUAAGCUGCGCAUGAUUCUGCAACAGGAGCUAUCGUCGAUAUUGACAACAAAAAUAAAACAGCUUGUUACGUCAGAGUUAAAUAUUCUCAAUGACAGGGUAGCUGGAUUUCAGGAUUCACUCACCUUCCUAAAUAAUCAAUUUGAAGAAAUGAAGUCAUCUCUGGAGGAAAAAAACGCUGUUAUAGACAGUCUAAAGAAGGACAAUGAGCGUUUAAAGGUUUCGGUUGCUGAACUCAGCCACAGAUUAGGGUCAAUCGAGCAACACUGCCGAGAGAAUAAUUUAUUGAUUAAUGGUUUACCAGAAAAUAGAUCUGAAAAUCUGAUUAAUACUGUUCUUCAGAUUGCCAAAACUGUCGACUGCCCGGUUACCAGUGACGAUAUUCAUCAUGUGACUAGAAUAGCCAAGUCCACAGAUGUUAGUAACAGGUCCCGUUCAGUGGUUGUCAAGCUACGAAGUCCUAGAAUUAGAGACGUAGUACUAGCAGCGGUUAGUAAGUUUAACAAAAAACAUCAACAGGAUAAACUGAACUCUCAUCAUAUUGAAAUCGGUGGCAAUAAAAAGCCGAUAUAUAUAACGGAGCACCUAACGGCGACAAAUAAUGCCCUUUUCGCAACUGCCCGCCAAAAAGCUAAAGAAGCCCAAUACAAAUUUGUUUCGGUUCGAAAUGGGCGAAUUUUCGUAAGGAAAAAUGAAAACUGCCAAGCCUUACUUAUUCAGAAUAGAGACACUUUAAAUAGUUUAACUUAA
Leptosia nina is the source of this 807-nucleotide messenger RNA. The record is from the annotation of a GenBank genome assembly. NCBI's taxonomy places the organism in Eukaryota, Metazoa, Arthropoda, Insecta, Lepidoptera, Pieridae.